Ipomoea triloba (trilobed morning glory) is the source of this 1493-nucleotide messenger RNA. Its product is annotated as U-box domain-containing protein 3-like. The transcript is spliced from 2 exons. The coding region runs from base 97 to 1290 and encodes 397 amino acids. Gene Ontology annotation, molecular function: protein binding. The record is from RefSeq and is a predicted model, not a curated record. Gene Ontology annotation, cellular component: cytoplasm; nucleus. Lineage: Eukaryota; Viridiplantae; Streptophyta; Magnoliopsida; Solanales; Convolvulaceae.
CGUUCUUGGAAACUCCUCUUCAUUAGCCCUCCAUUUUUAUAUCCGAAAUCAAUACACUCCGUCCAUUCGGAGGGAGAGACCCAGAGCCACCGGUUUAUGACUAGUAUGAGAACCUCGUCGUUGUCUUCACCUUCCAGCUCCGACUAUGUAAAUUCCGAUGGCGAUUCGCCUUCGGAAACAACCACUUCGUCGCCAUUGCCGUCGUCCUCCGGCUCUUCUAGUGUUGUGACUCAAACUCUCCGGCUCGUCCAGUCGGACGACCCGGAUGACAAAGUCCGGGCGGCCCGGGAGAUCCGGAGACUCACCAAGACUUCCCAGCGGUACCGCCGUCUCUUCUGUAACGCCGUGGGUCCCCUCGUUGAUAUGCUCCGUUCCAGUGCCGUUGAAUCUAACCAGGCGGCUCUCCUUGCCCUCCUCAAUCUCGCUGUUAAAGACGACGCAAACAAGGCAAGCAUCAUUAGUGCUGGAGCCCUGGAACCUAUCAUAGCUUUUCUUCAGUCCGAGAAUGCGAUUGUGCAAGAGGAUGCAACUGCAGCGUUGCUCACGCUAUCUGCUUCGUCUGUUACGAAGCCCAUCGUUAGUGCUUCUGCUGUCAUCAUCCCGCUUCUUGUGAAAGUUCUGAGACACGGGAGCCCUCAGGCCAAGGUCGAUGCUGCAAUGACUCUUUACAAUCUCUCCACUUAUCGAACCAACUUAAUCCCGAUUCUUCAGACUAAACCCCUUCCUGAUAUACUUAAUUUGCUUAAGUCCUGUAAAAAGACCUCGAAAACGACUGAGAAAUGUGCUGCUCUAAUAGAAUCUUUAGUUGGGUACGAGGAGGGCAGGGCUGCCUUGACAGCUGAAGAAGACGGGGUGCUUUCAGUAGUAGAAGUGCUCGAAUGUGGAUCUCUUAAAAGCCGAGAGCACGCUGUUGGAGCGCUGUUGGCAAUGUGCCAGGGCGAUCGGUUUAAGUAUAGGGAGCCAAUUCUCAGAGAAGGCGCUAUCCCGGGGGUUAUGCAGCUGACUAUUCAAGGAACUCCCAAGGGUAAAGCCAAGGCAAACACACUCUUGAGGCUGCUGAGAGACUCUGCUUGCCCGAGGCCUGAGCUUCAGGCCGACACGUUACAGAACAUUGUCAGCAACCUUAUUUUGGAGAUGGAUGCCGAGGAACAGCCUGGAAAGGCGAAGGAGAAGAAGCUUGCUGAGAUGGUGCAAGUUAGUAUGGAGGAGGAAAGUCUCAACUUCUUGAGUUCUUUCCCUUUUCCCCCUCCUAAUGUGAGAUCAACUUAUGGGCAUAGGAAAAUAAGAUAGUUAUUGUGAAGAAUGCCGGUCCAGGACCCUUGUAUUGGUACCAGGUGACUGGUUGAGUGUCAAUAAUCUUUCCAAAAAAAAAAAAAUCUUACUCCGUAACAUUUACAAGUAUAGUUUUUGAGCUUGACUGUUCACUGUUGUAAGUUGUAACAUUAUUCUUUGUACUGAAGGUUAUAUGGAAUUUUGAAGUUUACUUGCUCCUA